GAGCAGACUUUAUGUUUUGAGAUAUUUUCCAAGCUAUAUCCAUUUUAAAGCAACUAAAUCAGAAGUUCUAUGAAAAUAAGGAGAAAAAAUCCUUGCUGGAUGAUGAAUCAGAAAAUCCAAUUAUUCUCCAACUCACUAUGAAAAAAAUUCCACCCCCAUAUAUGCAAAAGUUUAUCAAAGUUCAUUUGCCAAAAUCCACACUAAAUGAAACAAAAGAGGUUUGUUUAAUCACUGGUGACCUUGAUAAGCGUAAUACAAAGGCAGAAGUAGAACCUGAUGUGCUACACUUCAAAGAACUUUUGAAAAGUCAACAUAUAUCUCAAAUCAAUGAGGUAAUAACAUUAAGGCAACUGAGGAAGGAGUAUAAACCUUAUGAAGCAAGACGUCAGCUUUGUGGGGCUUAUGAUGUCUUCUUGUGUGACAAAAAAAUCGCUGGUGUUCUACCUUCAACACUUGGCAAAUCUUUCUUCAAAAAACGAAAGUUUCCUAUUCAGAUUAACAUGCAAACACCAAACCUUAAAGAGCAAAUUGAGAAUGCUCUUUCUUCAACUGUUUUUCAUAUCACAUGCAAGGGAAAUUCCUGUGCUUCUGAAGUGGCUGAUCUUUCAAUGAAGGAAGAUGACAUUUUAUUGAAUAUUAUGUCAUCCAUUGAAGCUCUGAAAGAACAGUUGCCUGGUCAGUGGGAUAAUGUUUUAGGCAUUUAUGUGAAAACACCAAAAUCAAAAGCCAUUCCUCUCUUCAUGUCUAAUGAUGACCCAAAUGAGUUCAACUUUACAAAUAAGAGGCCACGAGCUGAACCUGUUUCUGGAGAAUUAAGUACUUUAGACGACGCAGAUGUGAAGGUAUUCAGAGAUGGUAGGGUUUUUGUGAAAAAUAAUAAAUAUAAAGAAGAAGACAUUGAGACUUUAUCAGAAGAAACUGGUUCAAAUGAUGAGAUGAAAGAAAAAGAACCUGCAUCUGAUGAUGAAGUAGUCGAUAAUGACGCAGAAAUGGUUAGAAAAUAUGAAAAGAAAAGUAAAAAACGUCAAACUAAGUCGGACUCCAAUGAGGAAAGUUCCGCAGAUGAACUUAAAGAAGAAAUUACUGAAGAUCCCGGUGUUCAGACACCUGAAAAGAAAAAUAAGAAACGAAAACCUAAUUCUAAAUUUAAUGUAGAAAGCGAUGACGCAGAAAUGGUUCGAAAAUAUGAAAAGAAAAGUAAAAAACGUCAAACUAAGUCGGACUCCAAUGAGGAAAGUUCUGUAGAUGAAGUAAAAGAAGAAAUUACUGAAGAUCCUGUAGUUCAGAGACCUGAAAAGAAAAAUAAGAAACGAAAACCUAAUUCUAAAUUUAAUGUAGAAAGCGAUGAAGUUAAAAUAGAAGAAGAAAAUAAUAAAAAUUCUACUGUUAAAAUAAAGAAAAGUAAAUCUAAAAAGAUGAAAAAUUGAAACUGAAUCUUCCAGAUAAAUAAACUUCUUUUAUUUGUACAUUUCAUGAAAACAUUACUGGUUAUUGUAAUAAAAUUUUCCUUAAUGGUCUA
Molecule: messenger RNA, 1519 nt
Organism: Parasteatoda tepidariorum (common house spider)
Lineage: Eukaryota; Metazoa; Arthropoda; Arachnida; Araneae; Theridiidae
Source: RefSeq, a predicted model, not a curated record